AUGCAGGAACGCCAGCAGGGUCCUGCAAGCUGCCACAGCGACGCCUGUGGGAUCCAGGCCAGACCGUCCCCAUGGAGAUCAGUGCAGGAGUUUGCAGCCACGGCUCAGUUCCCAUGGGUGGUGGCACUGCAGGACACGCAGCACAACCUCCUGGCCUUCGGCUCCAUCCUGAACGAGUACUGGAUCCUCAGCGCCGCAUCCAGCCUGCAGAGCAGGCAGCAGGUGCUGGCCUUGGUUGGGCUGAGCAGCAUGAAGAGGCGAUGGGAGGACCAGCCCCAGUAUUCGAUCAGCUCCGUCAUCCCUCACGAGGACUUUGACAAGGCGACGCUCUACAACAACGUCGCUCUGCUCAGGACAGCCGCCCCGAUGGAGUUCAGCAGCGUUGUUCAGCCCAUCUGCUUUCCCCACGAGAGCCUCUCUGACUCAGACCUCGUGAACUGCUGGGUCUCAGGCUGGAUCCAUCCCGCCGCAGGCAGGGGAAAGUGCUGCAGCGACUUCCUGAGGAUGCUCUCCGUGGUGGACGUGGAUCCCUGCCCGCUGAAAAGGAUCGCUGCAACCGCAUGCUGCAGCCACAGGGACGCCGACAAAGUGGCAGGCUGUUUGGGUGAUGCCGGCAACCCCGUCAUGUGCCAGAUUAGAGGGACUAAGAAAUGGGUCGUGAAGGGCAUUCUCAGUGAGGGCGGCAUGAGAUGCUACGGACCGUUCCUGUACACCCCAGUGUCCUACUACAGCGACUGGAUCUUGGCCACCACCGAAAGGACAGGACCUCCCGCAUUCCCCACGCUAGUCAGGGCACGAGCUGAUCUGCAGGCUCCACCCAAAGACUGGGAAGAGGCUUUCAGACCAGCAGUGAGGAUAUUUCAAGAAGCUGGUGUCAAACCCAAGAAGGGAAAGACAGACCUGAACUCGCCUGAGGCUGGGCCAUCUGAGAUGGUUUAUAACUCCUGGAGUAAAUGA
Messenger RNA from Gavia stellata (red-throated loon), 957 nucleotides. RefSeq names its product serine protease 54 (gene PRSS54). Bases 1 to 957 code for a protein of 318 amino acids. Gene Ontology annotation, biological process: proteolysis. NCBI's taxonomy places the organism in Eukaryota, Metazoa, Chordata, Aves, Gaviiformes, Gaviidae. The transcript has 6 exons. Gene Ontology annotation, molecular function: serine-type endopeptidase activity. The record is from RefSeq and is a predicted model, not a curated record.